Messenger RNA from Drosophila serrata, 1494 nucleotides. Its product is annotated as chymotrypsin-like protease CTRL-1. Gene Ontology annotation, biological process: proteolysis. The record is from RefSeq and is a predicted model, not a curated record. Gene Ontology annotation, molecular function: serine-type endopeptidase activity. Lineage: Eukaryota; Metazoa; Arthropoda; Insecta; Diptera; Drosophilidae.
AUGAAGCUCACGCCGGGCGUCAAUCAAUCAACGGAGGAGAAGAGAUCGAUGCCGCUUAUCGCUCAAUUUCUUGAGCCGGAAUGCGGAGCUCUAAGGAUUACAAAGAGAGUGGUAAAUGGCACGGAUGCGGAGAAAGGACUAUAUCCUUGGAUGGCCUACAUACACAUGGGAAAGCACUUAGCCUGUGGUGGCACUCUGAUCAAUCAUUGGUUUGUUCUAUCUGCGGCGCACUGCAUUGCUAAACCCAAGGGACUUACAGUCAGUCUGGGCGUGUAUGAGAGCAGCGAUUUGGAACCCUCGAAACUUUACCGAGUGGAGAGGUUCUUUAAGCACUGGAGUUUUGUUAAAUCUAGGGAAGGCAGCGACAUAAGUCUAUUGAAGCUGGCCAGAAAGGUGGAGUUCUCAGCCCACAUUAGACCCAUCUGCAUCCUAACAGACUCGAUACUAGAGCUGGAACGUGUUCCAUGGUUUUUGGUCAUUGGCUGGGGUAAAACCGAACCAGAUGGCAACACGAGUCCUGUUCUCCAGACCAAGAUCCUUGAGAGGAGGGAUAAAAGUGAAUGCAACUGUCUCGAUUCACAGAUAUGUACGGUGGCCGAAAGUGGAACCAUUUGCUUUGGGGACUCCGGAGGACCUGUGGUCCGGGAGCUUAAGAUUCAGCAAAAGAGUCGCUACGUCCAGUUGGGGGUUAGCAGUUUUGGAACAGAUCAUUGUAGUGCUCAUGGUGUUUUCACAGAUGUCCUCAGUCACACAAUGUGGAUACAAUUUGUUGUGGGACUGCAUACACCCAAUGAUGGGCUGGUCUUGACAGCAGCACAUUGCCUGCACGAGGACGAAGUGCUAACUGUUCGCCUUGGCGAGUAUGAUCGAAAGUCCAAGACGAAGGACUGUCAAGGUGGACGCUGCCAGGGUCCUGCCGAGGAGUACGAGAUUGAGACGGCUUUUAGGAGCCGCCGAUACAGUAGGGACGAUCAAUCCAAUGAUAUAGCCAUCUUCAAACUGGCCAGAAGGGUGGAGUACAAACCUCACAUUCAACCCAUUUGCAUUUUCAUGGAUUCACGUAUGAAGGAGCAGAUUGAUAAUCUCACCUGGUUCACAGCCACCGGUUGGGGAAGGACAAGUGCCCAAGGCAAGACAACCCAAAUCCUUCAGACCUUGGCCAUUAGGCGACAGAUUAACCAAGAGUGUGCCCAAAUGUUUGGCCGUGCUGUAGGCCCCAAUCAGAUCUGUGCUGGCAAUGAGUUCAGUAAUCUUUGCAAUGGUGACUCUGGUGGUCCUGUGGGCAGAUUGCUAAACUAUCAGGGAAAGGCUCGUUUCUUUCAGUUGGGCAUUAAUAGCUACACGAACACACAGUGCCGACACCUCAGUGUCUUAACGGAUGUGAUUAGCCACAGGGAUUGGAUCCAAAGGGUGGUGGACUACAAAAAUACCCCUCAGGUUCGAUCUAUGAGACCGGAGACUGGGGAAAUGCCUAGAUUUGUGUAUUCAUUGUAA